GUUAGUGACUAUUGUUAUGUUGGCAACAUUAGUCAAGUAAUAAGACCACGAGGUCAACAAAAACAAAGUCCUCCAACAGUGCCGAAUAUAAUUAAAAGAAGAAUAAUAAUUAAAAUUUUAACUAUAAUAUUAUAAUUUGUUCAGACAUGGCAGAAAUUCCCUUGAGUGUGGCUGAAAAGACUUUUAUUCUUCAUGGAGUAGACUCGGACUCGAGAAUAGACGGCCGAUCACGAUUAGAAUAUCGAGUGUUAGAAAUAGAAUCAAAGCUAAUGGAACAAGUAAAUGGUUCUGCUCGAGUUCGUUUAGGAAAUAGUGACAUUCUAGUUGGAGUAAAAAUGGAAAUUGAUACACCGUUUCCCGACAGACCCUUUGAGGGAAAAAUAGAAUUUUUCGUCGAUUGCUCUGCAAACGCAACGCCAGAUUUCGAAGGAAAGGGAGGAGACGAUUUAGCAAACGAAAUAAGCAGUGCUUUAUCGCGAGCUUAUCAAUCGCCACAAACUUUUGACUUACGUUUCCUCUCUAUUUUGCCGCACAAAAAAUGUUGGAAAAUGUUUGUCGACGUUUUGAUUCUUCAAUGUGGAGGAAAUUUAUUUGACGUUGUCGGCGUUGCUGUAAAAGCCGCUCUAAAUUGUACAGAAAUACCAAAAGUUACUUCAGCGACAGUCGAUGGCACAGAAGCUGAUAUUCAUUUGUCUGAUGAUAUUUAUGAUUGUAUUAAAUUAGAUGUGACGAAUUUCCCUUUAUUUGUCACGGUUUGUAAGAUUGGAGAUAAUUGCAUUGUUGAUCCUACAUCGCAGGAAGAAGUGUGCAGUGCUGCGAGCAUAAUAAUGUCAGUAACGCCUAAUGGGAAAAUCACAUCUACGAUAAAAAUGGGUUAUGGAAGCCUUUUAUCAACAACGUUAGGAAAGUGCUUAGAGAUCGGAACAAAAGUUGGAAUUCAGCUCAAUGGGGCAAUUAUGUCACAAUUAAAAAGAGAAGAGAAACUUGGACCUAAGAAACAAUUUUUUGGAUUUCUUAGAUAAUAUUUGAACAUCUCUUAUUUUUUUUAUUAAUAUUAAACAUCUUUUUACAAAAAGGUAA
Messenger RNA from Leptopilina heterotoma, 1080 nucleotides. RefSeq names its product exosome complex component RRP42 (gene Rrp42). The coding region runs from base 147 to 1022 and encodes 291 amino acids. The record is from RefSeq and is a predicted model, not a curated record. The transcript has 6 exons. NCBI's taxonomy places the organism in Eukaryota, Metazoa, Arthropoda, Insecta, Hymenoptera, Figitidae. Gene Ontology annotation, cellular component: cytoplasmic exosome (RNase complex); nuclear exosome (RNase complex). Gene Ontology annotation, biological process: nuclear mRNA surveillance; nuclear polyadenylation-dependent rRNA catabolic process; exonucleolytic trimming to generate mature 3'-end of 5.8S rRNA from tricistronic rRNA transcript (SSU-rRNA, 5.8S rRNA, LSU-rRNA).